Molecule: messenger RNA, 378 nt
Organism: Phytophthora megakarya
Lineage: Eukaryota; Oomycota; Peronosporomycetes; Peronosporales; Peronosporaceae
Source: the annotation of a GenBank genome assembly
AUGGUGUUGGGCAUGCCGUGGCUUGCACGGCAUGAUCCUACAAUCGACUGGGAGAAGCAUACGGUUGUACGCUUCGGAUGCUGCGGCGCAAUAGAGAGCGAUGGCCCUGUUAGUGCAGCGGAUACACCUAACGUGGCUCGCGCCGCUGUCUCCAGUUGGAGCACGAGGAGCGCGCGAGCUGUAACGACUCCGGGAGUUGUUGACAGUAAAAGAGUGUCUGGUCAGGGACCAGACACUUCUAGAACGUUCUCCGCCUGUGUCAAGUUCUGGGAGUUGCGACACACUGCCCCGCCGCAAGGCGUAGAGGUGACGACAAAGCAUCGAUUCCCAGAGUCGAUGCGACAAGCUGUGUGGACGGUUGCAAACGUCCAGCACUAA